UCUGAAUCACCCUGUAUAUCUCAUUUAUAUUAAUAAUCAGGUAACGAUCUUAAUUAGACAUACAUUAAGUUGCUUAACGUUUACAAAUUAUUUCUUAUUAUGCGCUACCAUUUAUAAUAUGUUAACCACUCUCACAUAAUAAUUCCUUUAAGAGCUUUUUAUACCAUUCACAUGUUACAUAUAAUACUAUUACUAUACAGGGUGAUUCAAAAGGUAAGGUCAAUCGGCGAGGAGGUGGUUCAGGGCGAUGUUAAGAGUAGAAAAGUCCUUUGCCAUUUUUUUUUAUUGCAACCGUUUCACAGUUACAACAGGUCAAACAUUUAAUUUACAAUUCAGGAGAUGUACUUGCUUACGAUCGUGAAAAUAACACGCAAGCAUGCCCUUGGCGAAUGUAAACAAUGUAAAACAAGGUAAACAAGGUUGUCAAUGCUCUACGAACUGUAGUUCAGUUUCAACAGAAUAGCUCAAGAAAGUAGAUCGAAAUGUUUAGUAACGCGGAGUAUCGGGACAUGCAUUAUGUUUAUGGAUUCUGUGAUGGUAAUGCUGCAGAGGCCGAGAGAGAAUACGCGAUACGAUUUCCACAGCGAAAACAUCCUAGACGACGCGUGUUUGAAGCCAUACACGGAAGGCUGGGAGAGACAGGCAUACUACAACAACAUCAUCGUGGUCGUCCUAGGGGUAAUGUGCAGCAAGAGAUCGAAGUUCUUGAUAUUGUGCAUGCAGAGCCGUCAAUUAGUACUCGACAAAUUGCACGUCGCAUAGGUAUGCCACAAUCAUCAGUGUGGCGUGUACUGCAUGAUCAAGGACUACAUCCUUUCCACGUACGUCCUGUGCAAGAGCUCACACCAAAAGACCAUGGAUGCCGUCGGGAGUAUUGUCGAUGGCUUCUACACAAAACUGUUGACGAUCCAGACUUCCUAAACCAUGUUUUAUGGACUGAUGAGGCGGAUUUCACACGAGACGGCAUUAUGAACCUACAUAAUUUGCAUGUAUGGUCGGAUCAGAAUCCUCGUGCUACACGAAUCUCCUCAUAUCAGCACCAAUUUAAUGUCAAUGUCUGGGCUGGAAUAGUUGGUGGCAGUUUAAUUGGUCCAUACGUGCUGCCAGACAGAAUAGGAGGCGCACAGUAUCUCCAGUUCCUUCAGGACACUCUGCACACAUUGCUGGAAGAUGUACCUCUCAAUACGCGUCAGCACAUGUGGUAUCAGCAGGAUGGCGCGCCGGCACAUUUCGCACUCCCUGUGCGUCGGUGGUUGGAUGAACACUAUCCGGGUCGAUGGAUAGGGAGGAGAGGUCCUGUGGCGUGGCCGGCACGGUCCCCUGAUUUAACACCUCUGGACUUCUUUUUAUGGGGCUAUAUGAAAGAUAGGGUGUACGCUACAGAGAUUACAUGCAGAGAUAUUCUACUACAACGAAUUGAUGCAGCUGCAGCAGACAUCAGACAACAAAACGGACUGUUGGAUAGUGUGCACAACGCUAUUAGAGAACGCGCCCGGGCAUGCUUGCGUGCAAGAGGAGAACAUUUCGAGCAACUGCUCCAAUAAAGGGUACUGAAGGUCAAUUAUUAUUACUAUUACUAAUAUUAUUAUUAUUUUCAUGAUCGUAAGCAAGUACAUCUCCUGAAUUGUGAAUUAAAUGUUUGACCUGUUGUAACUGUGAAACGGUUGCAAAUAAAAAAAAUGGCAAAGGA
Messenger RNA from Vollenhovia emeryi, 1690 nucleotides. RefSeq lists its product as uncharacterized. The transcript has a single exon. Gene Ontology annotation, molecular function: nucleic acid binding. The coding region runs from base 483 to 1544 and encodes 353 amino acids. Lineage: Eukaryota; Metazoa; Arthropoda; Insecta; Hymenoptera; Formicidae. The record is from RefSeq and is a predicted model, not a curated record.